GAGAGAGAGAGAGAGAGAGAGAGAGAGAGAGAGAGAGAGAGAGAGAGAGAGAGAGAGAGAGAAGCAGAUGAGUCUUUUGCAGGCCAGCUGUGAGCCAAACAGACUGACAGUUCUCCGUGGGUGGGGGGACAGGUUAUGGCUGGCAAGUCCAUAGAAGAGAUCAAGAGGGAGGCAGUGGGCCAACAAGGAGCAGAAGAUGGCUAUGUCGGUGGGAACUCGUUUAUGGUGGGGUCCUAUGAACAUGAGGAACUGGGUAGGGUAAAGAAUUCCAGCGAAGACGGAAGAUGGAAGGGAGCCCAACAUACGGCAUCGUCCAACGUCCUCUGGUCUCCCGCAGCACCAAUUUCUGUGCACGGCAGAUCGACCAGAGAUUGUCUUCCUGCUCAGUCUGCUCAAGGUCAUUCUGUUGCUGCAUGGCGACCAGGCAGCGGUGGAGAGACUCCCCUGGAUAAGGCGAAGGGGGCAUCGAUAGACUCGAUUCAACAUCCGGCAGGGCUCCCGGUUUUGUAUCAGCCGCAAGGAAGUCUGCCAGGGCUUUCGCUGCCCUUCCCGUCAGGAGCACCUCAUGUUGGAUCGCCGUACUUUCCAUCUACGUUCUCUAACUAUGAGAUUCCCACUACUUCAUCAAGCACGCCGUUUGACGGGGCUCGGCCUAGCCCCCUUGGCUUCGGAAACAAUCACCUUUCUGUCGGCUACCCACAGUCGGGUAUGCCGCGAUUGACAUACAGAUGGUGGCGCAAGAGCAACGCAGGGAGGAAGAGCCUUCAUGAAGUAAAAGAAAGGGUGUCUUCAGAAGGAGCGGGGCGGCCGGGAGAAGCAACUGAACCGCAGCCUCAAGACAUUGGAGGAGGAGGAGGAGGAGGAGGAGGAGGAGGAGGAGGAGGAGGAGGUGACAGGGAACCGGAUUCUUCUUCGGAAGUGGCAAAGUCAGGUGCCGCUGUUGCCUCUGCGCCUGGGCAAAGAAAAGACAGCAGCAGCCUUCGAGCCUCUCAUAUCGCAGCCUCGCUCUGGAGGAAGCGGAAAGAAAGGGCAUCACAAGUGCGGAAACGGGAUAGCAGAUUAGCGGUGUACAGAGGCUAUGGACAGCCUCUGAGGGAAGGGGACCUUGAUGUUCUGAAGUCCGUUUUCGGCAAGUUCGUUUCUAGGGAUUGGGAGGAUUUAGGUGCGCGGAGGGUGCUAUCGGAGCAAUGAGCAAUUGAUUUGACUGUGUCUGUAGCCAGGCUCUUCUCUACUUAGUAGCAUCCUUUUUGAGCAUUGCACAAAUGAACGCAACCCGUGCAGCAACUGUAGCAAAGGUAAUAUUUUUUUGUCUGAGUAGUAGACCUGCUGUUUGUCUGUUAGCUUUUGAAUUUGCCAGGCGAUUUCCGUACCAUUUCCAUAACUGAGACAAUGGGACCCGAGUUUCAUUCGCGAGCCCUCGGUCAUGCUAGUCCAUGUCACUGAGACAAUGGGUCCCGAGUUUCAUUUUUGCGAGCCCUCGGUCAUGAUAGUCCAUGUCACUCACUGUUAGAGGAGGAGAGGUAAUUUCAGUGUUGUAAUAAGUUUCAGCUGCCUCGCUGGUUGCUCCCUCGGCAGGAGCUGCUUUUAUAUACUUCCAUUUGAUGGAGUUAGAUGACACACGUUGAGAUCGAGAUAAAUCUAGACAGAGUUAGGAACAAGUACGUUGAGUUUUUCCUUUUUGCCCUUUGAGGACGCAGGCAUUGCAGAACAAUCCAACCAGCAGAACGCUGGUCGGGAGGGAUGCGCAAACUCUCCACUUGAUUGCUCAGUCCUGCCGCUGACCAGCUUGUAGGUGAUAAUGGCAUUCCCAGCCUGGUAGGUGCUACACUGCUACUUACUAUAGGAGAGUUUAUGGUGAACUCUGCUAGGAAAAUUUAUGUUUGUACAGUGAUGGGAAUCAGAGCGAGGAUAGGUAAGAGACGCAGAAGGAGAGGGAAGGACAGGGAAGGACAGGGAAGGGGAUGAAACAAGAGGAGGGUAGAGGGAAGACAAAAGAAGGGGGGAGGGGAGGGGAGGGGAGGGGAGGGGAGGGUCAAAAGGUGGAGAGAGGAGAGGGGAGAAAGUGGAGAGAAUGGAACGGGAGAGGGGAAAACAAGAAGAGUUGCCAGUGUACCCCUGCUUUAUCAAUUAUUUUGAACUUCAAGGCCGUCGUCAGCUCUGCUUGCAUCUGUGUGUGUGUGUGUGUGUGUGUGUGUGUGUGUGUGUUUCAAGAGACCUCGCAUAAUCAUGGUUUGUUAUUUCGACCAUGGUUUUGGACUGUGCAGCGAGAUCUGUAUUCAUUUAAGGGGGUGGCAAAUUCUUCAUGUCCUUGGAAUGGCAUUCUUUUUCACUCUUAUGUUAUAAAUAUUUGGAUGGUGAAGUGCUACUACAGAUCUGAGUUGGAGCCACACUGCAUCCUUCAGUUAUGCUCGAAGUUUAAAGUUCCAGUAUACAUCUCUGUGUAAGCGGUUGAGCAUCGUUUUCUUACAGUGCUUGAGCAGU
Messenger RNA from Chara braunii, 2481 nucleotides. The record is from the annotation of a GenBank genome assembly. Lineage: Eukaryota; Viridiplantae; Streptophyta; Charophyceae; Charales; Characeae.